AUGGAUAGUGCGGCAAAGCGCUUGGUGGUCACCGGCUCGGACCCGACGAACCCGUCCGACGCUUACCUGAUUGAGCGCUCUGCCGGGACGGAUCAGUCAAGCCGGCGUCGGCUCACUGAUCAUAACGACGGUUGGCUGGCUCAGCAUCCACCCGUGCUGAUGGAGAAGUUUGUCCUGCAGCGGGAAGACUGGGACAUCGAGUGCCGCUUGUACUAUCCGCCCGGCUUCGAUCCGGCAAAGCGUUACCCCUUGGUGCUCGAGAUUCACGGUGGUCCCAACGGGGCAUUCUACGAUUCUUUCGUGCCGUGGCAUCAGGUGUUGGCCGGCACUGGCUUCCUGACCCUCGCCGUGAACCCCCGGGGUUCGUCAACCUACGGCGAGGAAUUCGUCAACGCGGUCCUCGGAGAUUGGGGCGGCGACGACUAUAGCGACUUGAUGGCGGCCGUGGAUGCGGUGUGCCAGCGAGACUACGUGGACAACGACCGGCUGGGUGUUCAUGGCUACAGCUACGGCGGUUACAUGACCACCUGGAUGAUCGGCCACACCGACCGUUUCCGCGCCGCCGUGGCUGGCGCGCCGUGCAUCGACCUCUGGACUAUGUACGGCACAUCCGACAUCGCCACCAGCUUCGGCGAGACCCAGUGGGCCAUCCGCCUGGCCGGCGGCAUGCCCAUCAGCCGCCCUCUGGCCGGUGAGCUGGCACAGGGUGUGGACACUCUGGCAUUUCGCUUGCUCCAACGGUCGCCCAUCAAGUUCGCUCCUCAGGUCGAAACCCCGGUCCUCCUCCUCCACGGAGAAUCCGACGCCAGGUGUCCCAUCGGACAGAGCGAGCAGUAUUUCCAGGUUAUGAAGCGGCUGGGCAAAGAGGUCGAGAUGGUUCGCUUCCCCGGCUGCGGCCACGGGUUUCUACGGACGGGGCACGUCGCGUUGCGGCAGGAAUACCUGGAGCGCAUGCUGGACUGGUUCCGGCGUUGGCUCUGA
This is a messenger RNA of Geodia barretti, 981 nucleotides long. NCBI's taxonomy places the organism in Eukaryota, Metazoa, Porifera, Demospongiae, Tetractinellida, Geodiidae. The record is from the annotation of a GenBank genome assembly.